AUGGCUCCCAAGAUCGAGGCGCAGGAAAUUGAGACGUACUGGAAUAUCUUCUCUACCCGAACAGGAGGCGGCAAGUUCCUUACAGGUGAACAAGCUGCUCCUGUUCUAAAGAACAGUGGCCUCCGAGAUGAUCAACUAGAGCGAGUAUGGGAUCUUGCGGACGUGGAUAAUGAUGGAAACCUUGAUUUCGAGGAGUUCUGCGUUGCCAUGCGCAUCAUCUUUGAUAUUCUCAACGGGGAAUACGCGGAUGUGCCGACAACAUUGCCCGACUGGCUUGUCCCUGAGUCCAAGGCUCAUCUCGUGCAGGCUGGCCAAGCCAUCACCGGAAAAUCAGUACAGUUCGAGCAGGUUGAGGACGACUCGGAAGACCUGGGACUCAAAGACGGAUUCGAGUGGUACAUGAAGCCUGCGGACAAGGCCAAAUACGAGCAGAUCUACCAGGAGAACCGAGAUAUGCGAGGCGAGGUGGAUUUCCAUGCGCUUAGUGAUCUUUACGAGUCCCUUGAUGUUCCCGAUACCGAUGUCCGAUCCGCCUGGAAUCUGAUCAACCCCUCGGCGCAAUCGACUAUCAACAAGGACGCUUGUCUCGCAUUCCUACAUAUCCUCAACUACCGACAUGAGGGCUUCCGAAUCCCCCGUACCGUUCCGGCCUCGCUUCGAUCAAGCUUUGAGCGCAAUCAGAUUGAUUAUCAAGUCGACAACCAGCGAACAGGCGCUAACUCGCGAUGGGCCACCAAGGCUGAUGACACCACGAGUACCGGCCGCAAAGCUAAGUUCGGCGAUCAAUACCUAACGCGCCUGGGUCGAAGUGGCUUCAAGAGCUCGGGCACGGAUUUCUCGACGGAAAAGACGGAGGAUUGGGAAGAGGUUCGACUGAAGCGCAAGCUCCAGGACCUCGAGGAUAAGAUAAAGAAGGUGGAGGAGAUCGCGGAGCGCCGGAAAGGCGGCAAACGCGAUUCUAAGCCUGCACUUGUUAAGAAGGAACUCGAUCAAUUGCUCGAAUACAAGCGACGAGAACUUAGGGAACUGGAAGAGGGAACUGGUAAGAGCGCGGCUGGGGGGAGCCUCAAGAGCAUACAGGAAGAUCUCCAGACAGUCCGGGAGCAGGUUGAGGGUCUAGAGAAUCACUUGAGAACACGAGAACAAGUUCUUGAGCAGAUCAGGCGGGAGAUUGAAGACGAGAAGAGAGGAUAG
This is a messenger RNA of Fusarium proliferatum ET1, 1194 nucleotides long. Its product is annotated as putative SAGA protein. Bases 1 to 1194 code for a protein of 397 amino acids. Gene Ontology annotation, cellular component: mating projection tip; actin cortical patch; nucleus. The transcript is spliced from 3 exons. Gene Ontology annotation, biological process: actin cortical patch assembly; actin filament organization; endosomal transport. The record is from RefSeq and is a predicted model, not a curated record. Gene Ontology annotation, molecular function: protein binding; calcium ion binding. NCBI's taxonomy places the organism in Eukaryota, Fungi, Ascomycota, Sordariomycetes, Hypocreales, Nectriaceae.